AUGGCUGACGAUGUAUCCAAGUCCAUGGCCAAGCUCCAGCUCGACGAGGAGACUGGGGACGUGGUCUCCAAGGCCGAGUUGAAAAAACGCCAGCAGAAACGAGCCAAGAAGGCCGCGCAGGAGAAGGCGCGACAAGAAAAGGCCGCUGCCGGACCCAGCAAGCAGGCGCCGACCCCUGCCCAGAAGGCCGAGGAGCAGCCGAUUGACCCAGACGCGAUGUUCAAGCAGGGCUUCCUCGAUGACGUCUACAAGGAGCGCCCAGUCAACAAUGUCGUCACCCGAUUCCCGCCCGAGCCCAAUGGCUACCUGCACAUUGGCCAUGCCAAAGCCAUUGCCGUCAACUUUGGCUUCGCCAGGCACCACGGCGGCGUCUGCUACCUGCGAUACGACGAUACCAACCCGGAGGGAGAGGAAGAGAGAUACUUCGCCUCAAUCCUGGAGGUGGUACGGUGGCUGGGGUUCGAGCCAUCCAAGAUCACCUACUCGAGCGACAACUUUGAGAGGCUCUACGAGAUGGCCGAGAAGCUUGUGACGCUCGGCAAGGCCUAUGUUUGCGCCUGCAACGACGCUGAAAUGAAGCUCCAGCGUGGGGGCCUGGGCGCAAAUCCCCGGUAUCGCUGCCAGCACGCCGAGCAGUCAGUAGAAGAUAACUUGGCCAAGUUCCGAGACAUGCGCGCCGGCAAGUACAAGGCCAAGGAGGUGAUUCUACGCAUGAAGCAGGACAUUACCGAUGGAAACCCCCAAAUGUGGGAUCUUGCGGCCUAUCGCAUCAAGACGGACCAGCCUCAUCACCGAACCGGUUGGGACUGGAAGAUAUAUCCCACGUACGACUUUACCCACUGUUUGUGCGACAGCUUCGAGGGCAUCACGCACUCACUCUGCACCACCGAGUUUGUCCUGAGUCGCGUCUCGUACGAAUGGCUGAAUAAAUCGCUCGAGGUCUACGAGCCGAUGCAGAGGGAGUACGGACGGCUGAACCUGUCUGGCACUGUUCUGUCCAAGCGGAAACUCAUCGAACUGGUAAAGAAUAAGAUUGUGCCAAGCUGGGAUGACCCGCGACUCUAUACCCUGAUCGCUAUCCGCCGACGCGGCGUUCCUCCGGGCGCGAUCCUCGAGUUUGUCAACGAACUGGGUGUCACCACGAGCACCACCACCAUUCAGAUCCAGCGCUUUGAGCAGACCAUUCGAAGGUACCUGGAGAAGACGGUCCCUCGGCUGAUGAUGGUCCUCGAUCCCGUACCGCUGGUGAUUGAGGACGCCGCCGCCAUCGAGGUCGAACUCCCGUUCUCUCCCAAGGACCCCAAGAUGGGCUCGCACAAGGUCACGUUUACCUCGACCGUGUACAUUGAGCGAGAUGAUUUUAGGGAGGUGGAUAGCAAGGACUACUUCCGACUUGCGCCUGGCAAGACUGUUGGGCUUCUCAACGCCCCUUUCCCGGUCAAGGCCGUCUCGUUUACCAAGGACGAGGCGACUGGCAAAGUUACCGAGAUUCGCGGCGUAUUUGACAAGGAGACGAAGAAGGCCAAGGCAUACAUCCAGUGGGUCGGUACGGAGGGGUCGAGGAAGGUCGAGGCUCGUGUUCACAAGUCGCUCUUCAAGUCGGAGAAACCGAGCGAGGCAGAAGGCGGUUUCCUGAACGACGUCAACCCGGACAGCCUGGACAUCUACCCCGAGGCCUUGAUCGAGUCGGGCUUCGACGAGGUGAGGCGUCGCGCGCCGUGGCCCGAGGCGGCCGGCGAGAGCGAGCUCGGAAAGGGGGGCCCCGAGAGCGUGCGGUUCCAGGCGAUGCGGGUGGCCUACUUUGCCAUGGACUCGGACACGACGGCGGAAAAGAUUGUUCUCAACCGCAUCGUCAGCUUGAAGGAAGACGCAGGUAAGAAGCAGUAG
Messenger RNA from Hirsutella rhossiliensis, 1887 nucleotides. RefSeq names its product tRNA synthetases class I (E and q), catalytic domain-containing protein. Gene Ontology annotation, molecular function: glutamine-tRNA ligase activity; ATP binding. Gene Ontology annotation, cellular component: cytosol; cytoplasm. The transcript is spliced from 3 exons. NCBI's taxonomy places the organism in Eukaryota, Fungi, Ascomycota, Sordariomycetes, Hypocreales, Ophiocordycipitaceae. Bases 1 to 1887 code for a protein of 628 amino acids. Gene Ontology annotation, biological process: glutaminyl-tRNA aminoacylation; translation. The record is from RefSeq and is a predicted model, not a curated record.